Closterium sp. NIES-65 is the source of this 912-nucleotide messenger RNA. The record is from the annotation of a GenBank genome assembly. Lineage: Eukaryota; Viridiplantae; Streptophyta; Zygnematophyceae; Desmidiales; Closteriaceae.
AUGAGGAAGAUUCCUAGCAGCUCGCUGUACGUGUCCCGUCCCACGUGGUGGCUGGAGUCGCGCUUCCACUUCAGCUUCGCGGAGUAUUUCAACCCGGCCAAUCAGGAGUUCGGCGUGCUGCGCGUCCUCAACGACGACCUCGUCCAGGUCCCUCCCACACGCCUUUCACCUUCUUUCUUCAUAACUUGUCCUUCAGCCCCUCAAUUUGCACCUUGUAGAGGAUUUUGCUUGGAGCAUUCUAGACUCAACUCCUCUGCUGCUUCCAUCUCCCUGUCCCUCUGUGUCGUUUCACCUAACCAUGCUGGGCAGCCCAACGCCGGGUUUGGGACACAUCCGCACCGCGACAUGGAGAUCAUCACGUAUGCCGUGGACGGGCAGCUCACGCACAAGGACAGCAUGGGGACAGCGGAGACGUUGGGGCGUGGGUGCGUGCAGUACAUGAGUGCGGGCACUGGCGUCACGCACUCCGAGAUGAACAACUCCGGCCAGCUGCAACGGUUCAUUCAGAUCUGGGUGAAGCCGAAUGCAAGGGGUCUUAAGCCCAACUAUGGCUCGCGCACCUUCAGCAAGGGCGAUCGUCACAACAAGCUACAGCAAGUGGUGACCAGCUAUGACCGCUAUGGUUCCAAUAAGGAUGCAGGAUCGGGAAUCAUUCCCGUGAAUCAAGACGUCAACAUCUUCGUGUCGGAGAUGGAUGGCUCGCUGCCUGGUGCUGCUGCGAGGAGCUUGGAGUACACACUGCAGACGGGGCGGCAGAUGUACCUGCUGUGCAUUGAGGGCGGCCUCACUGUGACUUCCAAAGAGAGUGGCAUCAAGGAGAUGCUUGAUGCCCGCGAUGCUCUGGAGACCCGUUCACCACCUCCCGUGGCAGCAGCUGCUGCCUGUGGGGCAGCAGCAGUGUCUCUGACAUGA